AUGAAGGCAAUCCUAAUUGUAUCCCUGUCCUUCCUCCCCCUCCUUGCUUUUCUCACCAAUGCUACCAUAAAAAAUGCUGAUCAAGUUAUUGACGUAUAUGGGAACGGUGUUUUUCCAGGUAUCUCAUAUUACAUCCUGCCAGCAGUCCCUGCUCCAGUUAAUCCACCGGAUAAUGGUGGAUUGAAACUUGCUAAAACUGGGAACUCAAACUGUGCUCUCACUGUUCUGCAUGAUAAUUCAAAGCUUGGCUUCCCUGUGAAGUUUAUCUUGCCUGGAAUCAGCCUUAUUGAAAUCUAUAUAGGUAGUCCACUAGAAAUCAAGUUCAAAGAUAGUCCACAGUGUGCAAAAUCCCCCAAGUGGAUGGUGUUUGUGGAUAAAGAACUCAACGAGACAUUUGUGGGAAUUGGUGGUGCCGAAGGGCAUCCAGGACAACAAAUAUUUGAUGGCACCUUUCACGUUGAGAUUUACAAUUUUUGGUACAAGCUUGUGUUCUGCCAGACUAACUCAACAACUUGUUCUGAUAUUGGGAUGUUUCAUCCACUGAAAGGUGAGGAUGGAAGACGCUUGUAUCUCACAAAGAAUAAACCCUUCAACGUUAUGUUUCUUAAUGCUACUCAUUAG
Molecule: messenger RNA, 621 nt
Organism: Sphenostylis stenocarpa
Lineage: Eukaryota; Viridiplantae; Streptophyta; Magnoliopsida; Fabales; Fabaceae
Source: the annotation of a GenBank genome assembly